This is a messenger RNA of Solenopsis invicta (red fire ant), 2350 nucleotides long. RefSeq names its product F-box only protein 32. Gene Ontology annotation, cellular component: SCF ubiquitin ligase complex; nucleus; cytoplasm. Gene Ontology annotation, biological process: protein ubiquitination. The record is from RefSeq and is a predicted model, not a curated record. Gene Ontology annotation, molecular function: protein binding. Lineage: Eukaryota; Metazoa; Arthropoda; Insecta; Hymenoptera; Formicidae. The coding region runs from base 109 to 1140 and encodes 343 amino acids. The transcript has 7 exons.
GCAGACACGGCGAGGUGCGCCUUGCGCCGUCUCGGUGUUGCGAGUGUCGCUCGAGUCCGUCGUCGUCGUUGUCGCCUCCGCGUAGGCUGAGCGUUGUCCUCGCCUAGGAUGCCGUUCAUAUCCAAGGACUGGCGUAGUCCGGGCGAGGAAUGGGUGAAGACAGUCGAGGGCUGGGAGAAGAAGAAGAUCCUCGAGUGUGCCAACAACAAAACCCUCUCGCUUCUCCUACGCGGCGAAAAAGAUGCUGGCGAUAAGAAGGAGAAAGACAAGAAAAAAGAAAACGCCGUCCAACCACAUUGUCACAUCACGCUGAAGUGUACACGCGAGAUCGCCGGCUUCAAUGGUCUAAGCGAUGCUCUGAAGAGGCUGGAUUUCCUGUCCGCGGUACACGACUGCCGUCGAUUUAAUUACAUAGUCCGUCUGCUGGAUCUCCUGGUCAGUCACAGAAUGGGUGGUCUUAGUGGAUGCGCUCAAAGAGUGCUCUUCAAUAUGCUUGAAGAAGUCGCUCUGGAAGUAUCAUUGUCGCAACAACAGACGGGAAGGCUGCGGCGUUUAAUAGAGAGAGUUCGAGCCUUCAGUGCUGGAUGUUGUUGGGGUGGUAGACCCUUGGGCUCCGUUAUCCUUUGGGAGAAACAUAAAGCAGCUCUGGAGAGAAUCUUACAGAUCGCUUCGUCCAUUACCAUCACCCAGCCGGACGAGGAACAGCAACCUCAGUGGUCGGACCUGCCGCCCGAGUGCCGUCGAGAGGUCCUCCUACGCUUGAGCGAUCCUCGAGACAUCGAAGCCUCAUCUGAGGCAUGUGAACACCUUGCCAUUUUAGCGCAGGAACAGCGAAUCUGGCGCGAGCUUGCCCAGUAUCAUUUCACACCGCAGCAAAUUACCACCACCAGACAAAAUAAUCCUGGAAAAGACUGGAAAACCAUAUUCACUAUCGCUCGGAGGUCGUUUGGAUUACGGGAGGAAUACGCCGAAAUGAUACAGUUAUGCCGCAAUUGCCGUUGCUUAUUCUGGCGGUCGUUGGGCCAUCCUUGCAUCGCGGAUCAGGAUCCAGCAUUUCAGGAGAAACUAGCGGAUGUCGACCAAGCGUCUCUUCACGUGCCGAUCCCUCCGCAAACCUUCCUGAAAUUUUUCUCGCUGUGAAAGCUUUUGCGACACAACUACAAAUGUAAGAGCACGUAAGAAUGCGUGGUGUAUGUACCGAAAAACGGAAGAGCGGCGUAACUGCCGCUGUGAACGAUUGUCGCUCGACAGAAUAAAUGUGUAUGGAAGAAAUAGAAUGACAUUUAAAAAUGUUGCGCUGCGCUUAGAGAGACUCUAAAACGUUAUCUUCUUGAAAAGUAUAUUUAACUCGAGAUAUAUUCUCUAUCUUCUGUCUCUCAAUAUACCGUAUGAACCUGAAAGAUAAAUAUCGAUAUUAGGAAUAUGUCCUUUGAGAAAAUUCGACGCCGACCUCAAUGAAUAUCUGGAGGCCUACUUAUCUAAUGAACGAGCUUGAACACAUUAAAGAGGCUCAAAAGCCGCCCAGGAGAGCCAGGAGAACACAAAGACACGUGUGCCUGCACAAACGCCCAUCCGAUACGCGGAUCAAUAUCUUCUGAAGUUUUAACUUUAAUUGCUCCGCAAUCAACAAUUCGCUCAAAUUUCGUUGAGGAAAAGUCGAUUCCGAAUUCUCUCUUUCUCUCUCUCUCUCUCUCUCUCUCUCUGGUCGUUAAGUAAUAUUUCCUACUGAUUUCCACUUUAUCAGGCUCAUUCUGUAUUUUGAUCGAGAGCGAUAGGUAUUUUCUGGUCAAUGGAAUCUCCUGUGUAAGUAACGAGAUUCUUGAUCUAGGUUCUUUUGCUUUGAGAUUCUUGGGGCGUGGAUACAUUUUAAUAAUAAAGGAGGAUAUUUCCAUUAUCCUUCGAGUUACGGUUGUAGAGAGUAGAUACUAGUCAUAUAACGAUGUUGUUUAAUGAUGAAGAAAAAAAUUGACGUCGCGCGCCCAUUCAGAAGGAUUGCGUAAGGAUAAUUAUCGAUUUACACCGGCAUACUUUUGCGGUAUUCGACAAAUGACUACGUGAUUUUGAGGUAACACCCUCCGAGGUGAGUCUUCGCUGAUAAUAAUAUCAGUCUUUAAACGUUUGUUAAUGAGAAAUGUCAAAGUAGGUUUGGCCUUCUGCAACAAAAACUACUUUUUUUGUUAUCUGGAACGAACUCGAUGCUACUUUAAAAAAAAAAAGGGAAAAAAUUAAAUUUUUUCGCGACUGUGUUAUCGUGCGAGAGCGCUCUAAAACAAUUAUUUUAUGUAUAUGAUAUCAACGAAGACAAUCGAUCUAUUCUUGAGAAAUACCUUUUUCUUCCGUAAUUACUGAA